UUAACGGUACCGUCAGAAGCAGUCGCCAACGACGGCGUUGACAAUGUGGAAGGCAAUUUGAUUAUUUUUGAAAACGAUACAAUAUCUGUACCACACCAAAACAUUCAUGUGAUACAACGUCUGCUGGGCCAAGGAACCUUCGCACAAGUUUUUGGAUGUCUCCACGUACAAUCGGGUCGAAGUGUAGCAGUCAAAAUUGUUAAGAAUAAACCAGCCUACACACGACAAGCGACGGUCGAAAUUGAUGUGUUUCGGGCGCUACAAGAAGACAUGACCACUGAAGGGGCUCAAGGGAGUGAAUAUAUUCUGAGAUUGUUGUGUUUUUUCAUGUACCGGUCGCAUCUCUGCCUCGUUUUCGAAAUGCUUGGUUUGAACUUGUACGAAGUUCUGAAACGCAGACAGUUUCGGGGACUUCCACUUUCUCUUGUACAUCAAAUUGUCAAACAGUCUGUUGAGGGCAUAAAAGAGUUCUCGCGAAAGAAUAUUGUUCAUUGUGAUUUGAAGCCAGAGAAUGUAUUGCUGAUAUCCAAUGAGGUUGUCGAAUCGAUAAAACUGAUCGAUUUUGGUUCGGCAUGCUUUGAAGGGUAUCCUUCCCACACCUACAUUCAGUCUCGAUUCUAUCGAAGCCCAGAGGUACUCGUCGGUCUACCGUAUGAUUCAGCAAUAGAUAUGUGGUCGCUCGGAUGCGUGGCAGCCGAACUCUUUCUUGGCUUACCCAUUCUUCCGGGUGUUCACGAACAUGAUCAGCUAGGCAGAAUAGAAGAGAUGAUUUCUAGGGUUCCCGCUUGGAUGCUGGAGCAAGGAGCUAAGACAUCAAAGUUUUUCAUUAAGUCUCCAGCGAGCGGCUUUUCCAGCCUCCAUUUCAAAAGAAACUACAUUGCCUCUCUUUCUCGAGACGAUAUCCAAAAACAGGGAGGAAUAGAGAAGCUUGAGAAGAAACCCGGAAACAAAUAUUUCAAGCGGAAACGCCUUUCUGAUAUAUUGACACUGCACGGUCAGAACACUCAGAAGGAAGACCAAGACUUGUUACCAGCAUUCGUUCAUUUCUUAUACGGGCUCUUGGAUCCAGAUCCAUGGAAACGGACGACAGCCUUUCAAGCGUUGCAUCAUCCAUUCUUAACC
This is a messenger RNA of Phaeodactylum tricornutum CCAP 1055/1, 1122 nucleotides long. RefSeq lists its product with no specific name. The annotation marks the transcript as partial. The transcript has 4 exons. Gene Ontology annotation, biological process: peptidyl-threonine phosphorylation; peptidyl-serine phosphorylation. Gene Ontology annotation, cellular component: cytoplasm. The record is from RefSeq and is a predicted model, not a curated record. Gene Ontology annotation, molecular function: protein serine/threonine kinase activity; protein tyrosine kinase activity; ATP binding. Lineage: Eukaryota; Bacillariophyta; Bacillariophyceae; Surirellales; Neidiaceae.